AUGCCUAAAAACAAACCAAAAAUAUCCUGCGAAGCGCUCAAAGAAAGAAAAAUGAAGCGUACACGCGAAGGAAGCUCACAAACAGACGAGGAUGUCUUCGAGGACGACAGCCAUGACUGCCCAAAAUGCAAGUCAACAAAUACUCGUCUGGCUGAAAUUGAUGAGAAGCUUGAAAGACUAUUAAAGUUAACAGACGAAUUUGAAACCUUCAAGAGCCGAGUUAAAUCCGUCGAAGAUGAACAGAAAAGCAUGCAAGAAAGCCUCGGAAUUGCUGAACAACAGAAGACAGGGAACAGGCAGUCACCUAGAAAUUUUUAGCCGUCCUCAAAUAAUAGAAAAUUCUAGGCAGUAUUUGCUUCUCCGAACAGAUAUUUUACAGAAAACAGUCGUUGGGUGCCCCUGAGAAGACCACUGAAGCUUCACUUCAACGCGUCCAACGUGAACUCGCCAAAUUGCAGCGCAGUCAUAUUAAAUUAGAGUGUCACAGCCCCAGAGGUAAUUUGAAAUUCUGUGGAAUAAAAGAACGCGAGCAUGAAUCGAACGAAGACACAAAAGAUUUAUUGAGAAAAUUUUUACCUACCGACUUAAAGAUCCCUAAAAAGGACGAGGAAAGUAUUCAGUUCGAUACAGUGCACAGGGUAUCAGCUCGUCGAGUAUCUUCUGGCACUACGAAUUCCAAGCCACGACCGAUUAUUGUCAAGCUUUCCAGCUUCCACGACGAAGAGUUUGUUCAAUCAUUCAUCAAAAACCUCACGAAAGGCCGCAAUCUUGGAAUUUCCGACGACUUUCCAAAGGAAGUAGAAGAAAUGAGGAAAAAGCGGUACCCAGUAUUAAAAGCCGCCAAGCAAGAAAAGCGUACUGCAUGUUUCAAGGUAGAAAGGCUAAUUAUAGAUGGGUCGCUUUACCGCGGCCCAGAGACAAUUGCUUUCCCUCUCUACGGACAUUUAAUGGACUUAUAA
Porites lobata is the source of this 959-nucleotide messenger RNA. The record is from the annotation of a GenBank genome assembly. Lineage: Eukaryota; Metazoa; Cnidaria; Anthozoa; Scleractinia; Poritidae.